Molecule: messenger RNA, 3928 nt
Organism: Solea senegalensis (Senegalese sole)
Lineage: Eukaryota; Metazoa; Chordata; Actinopteri; Pleuronectiformes; Soleidae
Exons: 2
Coding region: 1-3774 (1257 amino acids)
Source: RefSeq, a predicted model, not a curated record
AUGGUAUUCAUGGCAUGUUUCCUUGCAGGAGCAGCAGUCACCAGGACUGUUAGGAGACUCAUUGAGUACUUCCUCCCUGUUCGAGAGAGAGACAGAGGUGAGAAACAUUUUGUGGCCUCAGUUUCUGCAGAACUACCCAAUUCUGAUGCUUUCACCAAAGAGGCAGAGGUUAGGCUGAGGGCCCCUGCCAAGCCAGAGCAUGAGGCAGUGAACGACACAGAGGUCAAAAAUGCACCACGGCAAGCCUCCUGUGUGUGGGCAGCCUUGGCCAACUGUGCAGUUCAAGAGGACCCUUAUAUUCCAACAGCGCUGUUCAACACCAUAGCUCAAGAAGUCCCUGCAGUCAUGUUCAGUGCUGCAUCUCAGGAGAGAACCAGUGUCCCAGAAGUCAUGGUCAGUUCUGCAGCAAGAGAAGAUGCCUUCAUCUUAGUUGAAACCACAGCAGAAGACCCUCGUGUUCCAUCAACCAUGUACAUCAUUGUAAAACAAGAAGACAUCCGUGUUCCCAAGGUCAUGUUCGACAGCAGAACCUCACCUUACUCUGAACCUCAAGAGGAAAUUGGUGGUCCUGUCUUCAGGGUAGACUCUGCAGCAAGAAAAGACAACUUUCUUCCUGUCGUCCUGGUUGACGGGGCAGCACAAGAAAACUCCUCGUUUCCCUCAUCAAUGACUGACAUUAUAGAACAAGAGGACACCCAUGUUCCGACAGUUGUGUUCAAUGCUGCAGCACAAGAAGUCCCUGCAGUUGUGUUUCACUCUGCAGCUCAAGAGGAAAUCGGUGGUUCCGUAGUCAGCUUGGAUUCUGAAGCAAGAAAAGACAAACAUCUUCCCGUCGCCCUGGUUGAUGUUGCAGCACAAGAAGACCCCUGGUUUCCCUCAGAAAUGACAUACAUUGUAGAACAAGAGGACAUCCAUGAUCCCAUAGUUGUGUUUACUGCCGCAACACAAGAAGUCCCUGCUGUUGUGUUUGACUCUGCAGCUCCAGAGGAAAUUGAUGGUCCUGAAGUCAGGGUACAUUCCGAAACCAAAAAAGACAACUAUCCUCGGGUUGUCCUUGUUGAUGUUGCAGCACAAGGAGAUCCCUGGGUUCCCUCAUCAAUGAAUGACACUUUAGAACAAGAGGACACCCAUGUUCCCAUAGUUGUGUUUACUGCCGCAACACAAGAAGUCCCUGCAGUUGUGUUUGACUCUGCAGCUCAAGAGGAAAUUGGUGGCCAUAUGUUUGGAGACUCUGAAGCAAGAAAAGACAAUUAUCUUCCUGUAGUCCUGGUUGAUGCUGCAGCACAAGAAGACCCCUGGGUUUCCUCAGAAAUUAACAACACUAUGGAACAAGAGGACAUCCAUGAUCCCAUAGUUGUGUUUACUGCCGCAACACAAGAAGUCCCUGCAGUUGUUUUUGACUCUGCAGCUCAAGAGGAAAUUUGUGGCCACAUAGCCGGGGUAGACUCUGCAGGAAGAAAAGACAACGAUCUUCCUGUUAUCUUGGUUGAUGUUGCAGCACAAGAAGACCCCUUGGUUCCCUCGGCAAUGAACAACACUUUAGAACAAGAGGAUACCUGUGUUCUUAGAGUCAUGCUCAAUGCCACAGCACAAGAGGCCCCUGCAGUUGCAUUUGGUUUUGCAGCUCAAGAGGAAAUCGGUGUCCCUGUAGCCAUGGUUGAUGGCAAAACACUAGAAGACACUUGCUUUCCUGAAGCCAUUUAUGAUGCAGUAGCACAAGAAUACACCCAUGGUCCCGCAAUCAUGUUUGAUGCUUCAGCACAAGAAGAACCUACAACUGUGUUACGAGCUGUGUCUCGAGAGCACACUGGCAUCCCUGUAAUUGUGAUUGAUGCCGCAGCCCAAGAAGACCCUACUGUUCCUUCGGACAUGUACAGCAUUGUAGAACAAGAGGAGACCUGUGUUCUUACAGCCAUGUGCAAUGCCAAAGCCCAAGAAGCCCCUGCAGUCGCGUUUGACUCUGCAGCUCAAGAGGAAACCAAUGUCCCUGUCGACAUUGUUGAUGCCAAAGCACUAGAAGACUCUUGCUUUUCCAAAGCUGUGUAUGAGGCGGUAGCACAAGAAGCCACCAAGGUUACAGUUGUGGUUGAUGCCACAGCUCAAGAAGAAUCUGCAAUUGUGUUAGAAGCUGCAUCUCAGGAGCACACCGUUGUCCCUGUAAUUGUGUUCAGUGCCGCAGUACAAGAAGACACCUGUUUUCCUGAAGCUGUGUACGAUGCAGUAGUACAAGUACACACUUGUGUUCCAACAGUUGUGGUUGAUGCUGCAUCUGAAGAGCACAUUGGUGUCCCUGUAGUCAUGGUUGAUGCUUCAGCAAAAAAACAACACAAAACUGUGUUUGGCACCGCAGCACAAGAAGAUCCCACAAUUGAGUAUGAAGCCGCAACGCAAGAAAAAAUAGUUGUCCCCAAAGUUGUGGUUGAUACCGCCACACAAGACACCUGUUUACCCUCCGCUGAUUAUGGAGCAGUAGCAAAAGGAGACACGCAUAUUCCCAAACUAGUGGUCAGUACAGUAGCUUAUGAGCUCAUGGCUGACAUCACAGCACUAGAAGACACAUGUUUUCCCAAAGCCAUGUAUUAUGCAUUAGCACAAGAAGACGCUCGUGUUCCCACAGACGUAUUAGAUGCCACAGCACAAGAAGACCCUGCAAUUGUGUUUGAAUCUGCAUCUCAAGAGCACGCUAGUGUCCCCGUUGUCGUGAUCAAUGCCGCAGCACAAUUUGACCCUGCAAUUGUGCUCAAAGCUGCGUCUGGAGAACACAUUGGUGUACCCACAGCUAUGGACAUUACAACAGCACAAAAAGACACCUGGGCUCCAAAACUAGUGGUCAGUACAGUAGCUCAAGUGCAGACUGGUGUCACUGUAGCCAUGAUUGAUGCCACAACACAAAAAGACCCCUGUGUUCCCUCAGCUAUGCACAAUGUGGUAGAACAGGAGGACACCUGUGUCAUGAUCAACGGCACAGCACAAGAAGUUGCCCAGAAUGUUUUCAACUCUGCAACUCUAAAGGAAACUGGAGUCACUGUCGACACCACAGAUCAAGAAAACACCUGUGCUCCCACAGUCUUAGUUGAUGACACAGCAGAAGACCCCUGUGUUUCCUCAAACAUGUAUAACAUUGUACAACAACACAACACCUGUCUCCCUACAGUCGUCUUUGAAGCUGUAGUUCAAGAAGAUCCUGCAAUUGUGUUUGAAGCUGCAUCUGAGGAGCGUACCGGUGUCCCUGUAGUUGUAAUCGAGGCCGCAGCUCAAGAAGACACCUGUAUUUCCAAAGCUAUGUGUGAUGCAAAGGCAGAAGAAGAUACGUCUUUUUUUUUUUUUGAUGGCGCAACACAGGAUCCCUGUGUUCCUGCAGCCAUGUGUGAUGCCAGUGCACAAGAGGACACUCAUGUCCUGAUCACAGCAACAGCAGGGGAGAGCAAAUGUUGCACUAAUGAGGAAGAGGACUUAACGCAAUCAGAUUUGUCCAGGUACCGAUCUGGAUCCAGUGGCGAGUAUGACAUCAGAGUUGAGUAUGGGUCCAGUGAUGACUCCAAAGACCAGUAUGGCUCCAGUGAUGACUAUGAAGACCAGUGUGACCCCGGUGAUGACUUCGGAGACCAGUAUGACUUCAGUGAUGAGUGCAACUGCAGUGACCAUUAUGACUCCAGUAAUAAGUACGACUCUGGUGAUCAGUAUGACGCUAGUGAUGAGUACAACUCUGGCGACCAGUGUGAGUUCUAUGAUGAGUCCAAAGUGCAAAAGCAAAGACUGGAGAAAGCCAUUUGAACUGAAGAAUGGUAAAUCAUCAUUGACCUUUCUUUAUUUGCUCUGUUGCUGUCCGACAAACACGAUUCCUGCCAUGUCCUCUCCAUUGUUUGUUCAUUCAUUUGUAAAUUAUAUGCAUGUAUAGUCUUUUGGAGACUAUUGUAAUUGAGUUACC